AAUGAAUUUGGCUGAAAAUGCGCUAGUUAUGAGAGAAAAAAGGGCUUAAAAUUUAUCAUGCAGAGAUAAUCUAGAUGGUUCUGAGUGAUUGAGAUAUUGGUCUGAAAUGAGCUUUGGAUCCGAGGUAAGAAAUUUUAUGUUUUUAGCAAAAGUAGUCCGGAUUUUUCUUUAGAACCCCAAAUUCGCAUUUUUGAUAAUUUUAAUUACUUUAUUUCCUUGUAAAUUUAUUUAUAAAAUCGUCCAAGAGAAUUACACCUGUGCAAAAAGUACUGUAAGAUUCCUCAAAAUUUCUUGAAACAGGCAUAUUUCCAUUUGUACCCUUAACUACUCUCUCCUAUGUUCAAAAAUUUAUACUCAAAUCAGACAAGCGCAAGACCCAAAGUCUCAAAUCAAACAAAAAUAAUAAUUAAAAAUAAAAAUGGGUUGCUCUCAGAGUUCUCUAAAUUGUUGCUCUGACAAUAUGUUAGACAAAAACUCAAUCAUCAUCCAAAAUUCCAGGACUGAACCUUUGAAAGGAGCAAAAUGAGGCUUUUCAGGAAGCUCUCAAUUCUUAAAGAAUCCCUAAAUCCUCAACUAAGAAGUAUACCAAAGACAUGAACACUAAUCUCAGCAUGCUGAAGACACUUGAAAGAAUGGUUGAGCAUUUCACCUUUGACCAUAAGCUCACCGACGAGAGUUGCUACCUCUUGAAGCUCGACCAGGAUCAAGACUCUUUGACUAGGAUCAAGCAAAAGAUUUAAGAAUACCAAUUGGCGGCUAUCCGAGCCACAUCCUGGUACCUAUAGAAGCAGAAUAUUAGCCUUAACCAACCAAGUCGAUCUAUUACUUCAAGAAUACAAAGAUAUGAAGAGUUCUGCAAUUGAAGGAGAUGUUUCCAAUGAUCUUAGCUAUACGGAUAUCACUGCAAGAGCCACUACAAGUAAACCUGAGCUUUACUAUGAUUCACCUGUGCUACAGCCCUACAGAAGAAUCUCGACGAAUUCCGAAAGCGUAGAUCUCCAACAAGAGGAUACACCAGGUCCAUCAAAGAUAGAAUCCAUUGAAAUCAAAGAAAGUUUGUUGAAAGAUUAUGAUACUUGCCCACAAGAAUAUCUGAAACCAAGCAAAAAUUCUUCCGCUCAUAUAUAAGUUUGCC
Molecule: messenger RNA, 1135 nt
Organism: Moneuplotes crassus
Lineage: Eukaryota; Ciliophora; Spirotrichea; Euplotida; Euplotidae
Source: the annotation of a GenBank genome assembly